Formica exsecta is the source of this 11126-nucleotide messenger RNA. RefSeq names its product neurogenic protein mastermind (gene mam). Gene Ontology annotation, cellular component: nucleoplasm; nuclear speck. Gene Ontology annotation, biological process: positive regulation of transcription of Notch receptor target; Notch signaling pathway. Lineage: Eukaryota; Metazoa; Arthropoda; Insecta; Hymenoptera; Formicidae. The coding region runs from base 2408 to 6004 and encodes 1198 amino acids. The transcript has 7 exons. Gene Ontology annotation, molecular function: transcription coactivator activity. The record is from RefSeq and is a predicted model, not a curated record.
AAUGGCAUCGUACGUUCGAUAGAAGCAAGAGCGCACGGUCUUUCGUUUCGUUGCCGGAUGCGAUCGCGCGCGAGCAUCCAUGUGACAAGGACAGGGAUAGAAAGAGACAAAGAGAGAAUCAUCGAAGCACGCCGAGUCAGCUGCGUCGAGAGGCGCGCGCGCGCGCGCUUGCGUGCGUGUGUGCGCGACACGAGUGAAGUUAGGUUAUGCAAUUGUUUGGUACGAUCGCUCGCGCGCGGCCGCGUUUGAUGCCAACGCUCGAUGCUAUGUGAUUUAUCCGCGACGGUUCGAAUCGUGUGCGUGUGUGUGCCAGUGAACGAACAUCCGCGCAACGUGCGCGAUCAGAAUGCGCGACGGCGUACGUUGGACUGUACGACGAUCGUGUUGCGUGAAAAACGAAUUUCGCGCGUGUCAACCGGCGCAUCGGCUAGACGACGCUCGGUAGUGCGGAAACGACUCUGAUAAAUUCCGGAAUGUUUCUCGCGAACAAGCGCGUUCACGGUAGUAUUAGCUUCGAAAUAACGAGAUUCGGAUCAUCGAUCGCGGAGUGCUCGAUCUCGGAGUAACAAGGGACAAAAGAAAGAGAGAGAGAGAGAGAGAGAAAGCGACAUGGAGAGGAAACACGCGAGAAGAGAACGGGACAGCGCGAUGAGAAAAAAGAUAGAUUCCGGAGAAAGGUGAAGAGACGGACUCGUCGUAGUUCCUCGCGCGCGCGGCGAACUUGAAGCUGCAUCUCGUGCGAGUGCGCGCAGGAGGAACUCGGCCGAACGUUGGAACCCGCUCUAUUUCCCUCUCUUUCUUCGCUACCGUCUUCCACGAUCAUUCGUUCCUUCUCGCUCCCGACCUCUCUCCUUCUUCGCGCGCGCGCACGCCCUCUCCCCUCUCCUCUCCCAACCAGCCGUUCGCCGCCGUAUGUUUCCUUCUCAUUUUGUCCGAUAGAGGGCGUCUCUCUUCCGCGGUGCCGUUUCACGACCUCUCGCUCCCACCCGCUCUCUUUUCUUCUCUUUCUCCGGACAAGCGGCAGCACGCUGCCCUCGCUCAACUACCUGUUGUGACGUCCAGCGCUCUCGACGCAACCGAACAAAUCCGUCAGAGUAAAUAUCUAGCGUCGCGUCGGUGUUUACUCAGUGUGUUUCCUUCAUCUAACGACGAUCAUUGGACGCGUCGAUAACAUCGAGAACGUCGAGAAGAUUUUCGUGCGUCGAAAAGCGCAGAGCAACGCGACUGAAUUCACGGUGAACCCUGAUUGUGCGAAGCCGCGAAAGGCUCGUGUGUGUCGCGGUGGUCCCCAUCCCUCCCUCUUUCUUACGCCAGCAUCUCCGUGACGAGAGCAAUACACGCGAGGGGAAGCGAGAAACGGAGAACGAGUGAACGAGAGAGGGACAACACGCGCGUCCGUGAGAUGAAGUGAGAGAGAGCGAACGGGAGAAAGGACUCGAGCGGGCUCUUAUCGAGAAGUUAGUCGCGCGCGGCGAACCUUCCGUCCCACCGUCGUCAAAUCUUCUGUUGCGCGCGUUGUCGAGAGUGACAGUUUGUGAACCCGAUAUUUCGAGCGGACUCUGGCGCAACGUCGGACUCCAAGUGACGUGUAUUACACGUGCGUAUAUGUAAUAUAUAUAUAUCAUAAACAUUUCGCGUGAAAAUAUAAAUACGGCAAAAUUCGAGCGCGCACAUCCGAAUUGAAUAUAGCGCUUCUCUACGUUAACGCGACGCUACGAAUACAGCCGUGAAUGUAGCCGCGCGAAUGUAACUGCUUGAUCGAGGAGCGCGGAACGCGAUAAUCGUAUUCGGAGUUUCGAAAUAAUACCGGAGGAAGGAGAGCACACUGAAGCACAACAGAGUUCGGUGAGCGGGCCGUGCGACGACGCGCGCACUAUCGCGCGCGCGGUCACGUGGAUCACGAACAAAAGGCGGAACGCGCCGCGUUCAUUGACGAGUCGCGUCGACGCCGCGCGCCGGUGGCAUCAUCGCGUCACGAUACGCGUAUCGCGCGGGAGAGUUCGCGAGUGUGUACGUGUGUGCGGUAGCUCUGAAAUCUCUCCGUCGUAACCGUUACAUUCGUCACGCCGAUGUAAGGGUAUCUCUUUCUCAUCGUAAUAUUUACUUUGGCAGCAAGUGCGUCGUUCUUUCAAAAGGAGUCUCGGCGAAGAGCAUCGAUCUUGACCGCGGUCAAGUCCGGGUUGCGCCCCGUGUGCGCGGUUAAUACGCGGGCCAGAUGCUUCCCUGCCGGAAGUCAGGCACGAUCGUCGACACGCCAGCGGAUUGGAGAAUGCUAGGCACGCAGACAGCGGUGCAGCCGGUGGUAGAGGACGACGAGGUCGCGCGGCCGGCAUCGCGCGUUAUCAACGACCACCUCGGUGGCUUUAAUUGAGAACUGGCUUAUCCUGCGGUAGAUUUAGGGGGCUGUAUGGAGGCCGGGGGGCUCCUGUCCCGUCAGCCCCCGCAAGGCCCCCCCGGCACCAUCUCCGUGUGCGCGGGCCAGGGCCCGAACGGGCACACCGGUAACGUACCCGGCGCCGGCAACGUCCUCAGCCAAUCUGCGAUCCACGAGUUGAACGCCGGUCAGUUAGGCUUAAGCAGCCAACAGCAGUUGCAUCUUCAGCAACAGCAGCAGCAACAAAUGGGCCAAGCACCCGGUAUGGGUGAGGUGCUCACCCCGAAGAGGCAGGCGGUCGUGGACCGUUUGCGACGCAGAAUCGAGAGUUAUCGCCGCAGACAGACCGACUGCAUCCCCAGGUUCGAUCAGAGCUUCAACGGAUUGUGCGAGCAGAAUACAUAUGACACCCAGGUGCUGAAGCAACGUUUCCUAGAGAGCAAGGCAAAGCGGCAGGCUAAGAAGACGGACAAGAAGCAGAACGACUCGGUCGGACUCUCCAACGUUCACAUGCAGCAGAAAUACCUCAAGAGGACGGCCGAGGAUUUGGAGCCUGCCGGUGCUGGUAGCGGCGAUGCCGGUUUCGGCGAGCCGCCGGUCAAGCUGCAAUGCACGCAGGGUCAACAUCAGCAUCAGCAGGCCCAGGGCGGCGGUGGUGGCGGUGGGCCUCAUCACGGCCACGGCCAGCAUCAGCCGGGGAACGGCGCGAAUUCGACGGGCCAAACGCCCGGCGGCGGGGGCGGUACUGGUGGCAGUGACGGGAACGAGGGUCUUACCAAGUUUCAGGUACAGAUCGUUCAGCAGCUGGAGUUCACGACCUCUGCGGCGAAUAACUCGCAGGCGCAGGCGAUCUCGACGAACGUAACGGUGAAAGCGUUGACGAAUGCGUCGGUCAAAAGCGAUCUCCUGAACGCGUCUUCCUCGCCGAAACCUGGUCCAGAUACCUCUUCGUCUGCUACGUCCAGGCCGCAAGCCGGAAAUGGCAACGGUCCUGGCGGUCCCGGGCCCGGUGCGGGUGGCGGGCCUGUUCCCGGUGGCGCCGGCGGUAGCGGCGGAAUCGGUUGCGUCGACAUCGGGAACCUGGUUGAAUGCAAGCAGGAACCCGAUAACGAAUUCGUGGAUCUGGAACAGUGCGCCGCCGCGCUGGAGAAGGAUGCCGCGGCAAACGGUGCCGGCUUUCCCGGUUUCUCCGAGUUUAUGGGCGACGAUACCGGCGACGAGAUUAUCACGUCGGACGCUUUCAAGGAUCUUAUCUCCGAGAUAUCGGAUUUCCAUCCGGAAUUUAUGAAGGACUUUGAUUUCGAGGACAAGAGCGUUGACACGUUGGCGAACAACGCCGUGGCGGCGGCUGCCGUUGCCGCGGCGGCCGCUGCUGCUGCCAACAACAAUAAUAAUAAUAACAACAACAACAACAACGGGCUCCCGACGAAUAACGGACAAAUCAAGAUCGAGGAUGACAAGGACGCGAUGCAUCCGCAGCAGCAGCAGCACCCGAACAAUGCGAACAACGUCAAUAGUAACAACGUCGGUAAUAAUAACGGCAACGCUAUGCCGGCUAACUCGAGCCCAGGCGCUCUUGGUUCCUCGCAAUACUCACCCGCACGACUUCCUUAUUCCGGGCUGGAUUUCAAAUCGGAGAUGAGCCCCGCGGCCCAGACGCUCAAGCAGAUGGCCGAGCAGCAUCAGCACAAGAGUCAACAAAUGGGGCUGGGCGGAUUCAAUCCAACGGCGGCCGCAGCGGCUGCAGCGGCGCGGGGUCCAACUGCGAGGUCCCCGUACGCCGAGUUUACUCAGUUUGGUGGCGCGUCCGAUUACCUUGGCAGUCCCGGAAGCACGGGACCAACUGGCGGACAGUCUCAGGCCACGGCUACCGCAACCGGCUCGUAUCACAAGAACAAUGGUACGCCGACCUUCGGGAACCAGCAAACGAACGACAUGUUCGUCGGCUCGCAGACGCAAUUUGCCGCGGCGGGCCUGACGGACAUGAAGAGGCCUCAGCCGGCUACGACGGGCGGCAAGCCCAGCAUGCUUGGACCCAGUGGUUACAAGCAACAAUACUCGCCGUACGGUAGCCCGGGCUCGAUGCCGAAUCACGGCAGUCCGGGAUAUCCGUUGCCACCCAGAGGAUCCCAAGGUGGCGGACCGAAUCAGACUGGCUCGCAAGGACCCUUCAACACAAACUCCACACCACCGAGACCUCCUUCUGGACCCGGUACUUCCACCCUGCAGAUUAAUCAAGCGCAGCAACUGCACAUCGGUAAUCAGAUACAAGUGUCAGCCGGCCAACAUAUGCAGCUCACGGGCGAUCUGAAGCCGGUCGUGUCCGUCGCGGCGCAGCAGGGCAUGUACUUUAAUCAACAACAGACGCAGAAUCAGGCCGGCCCUUCGGCCAACCAGACCGACACUUAUUGUUCGGUCUCGCAGUCGCAGACCAUCAACUUCACCCAGCAGAGUCUGAGGCAGAGAGCGGCCGCGGCUGCGGCCGCUGGUGGGGUUCCGCAACCUGGGGCUCCUGGUCCGGGAGCGCGAGGCCAUCCGCAGCAGGUAUCACCGGCCCAGGUCGAUCAGCAUCAGCACGCGAAACUUCUUCAGCAGCAGCAGCAACUGAUGCGCGCGCAACAGGUGAUACAACAGCAGCAACAACAGCACAUGGCAGGCGGAAUGGGAGCUGUUGUAAGGCCGCCACCGCCCGAAUACAAGGCUGCGGCACAAGCACAGAUGAUGCAUGCUAGUAUCGGAAUGGGUCAGCAAGCGAGGUUCGCGAAUGCCGGACCCAUGCGUAGAGUUACGCAACAACCUAUGCCACCGUCAGGUCCGAUGAUGAGGCCGCAAAUGGCACAACAGCAGCAACAGCAGGCGUUACACGCGGCCGGCGGUAAUAUGUACAUGAGUGGUGGCGGGAUGGCCGCUAUCGGCGGUAUGCAUCAGAUGCACCAACGGCUAGGCUAUCCGAGAACUAACAAUCAACGGCCGCCCAACGUUAGCGUCGGCCCUCCGGACGGCCUUGGGAACAGCAUCGCGGGUCGUGCCCCUCAGCAAGAAUGGGGACGACACGUUCUAAUGCAGCAACAGCAGCAGGGCUUUCAAGCGCAGAUGCGAUCGCAAUUCAAUCAGCAAGGUCACCAAGGUGGCUUUGGCAUGGGUGGCGCAGGCGGCUCAAUGCAAAUGACCGCGGCGCAGAUGCAGCAUCAGCAGCAGUUAAUCCGUUCGCAAAACGGUAAUAUAGCCGGCUCGGGAAUGGCUAACAGCACGCAGAUGCAACAAUUGUUAUCGCAACAGCACCAACAACAAACGCUAGCCAUGCAGCAGAACAACAACCAAAUGUCAUUGCAGAUGCAGAUGUCGCAGACAAGUUCCGUUAAUUCGGUAAACGUUACUGGAACUGGUUCUCCGUUGCAUCCACAUCAGCAAUACGGCGCGGGUAGCCCGGGAGUGCGGAGCCUGCCACCACCGCAGCAACACCCUCAACCGCCACCGCCUACCGCUACUACGGAUCCGUCCGUGGCGGCCGCUGACUUUAGCCUCGAAUUCCUGGAAAAUCUUCCUACGGGAGACACGUCGAAUUUCAGCGCUCAAGAAUUGCUUAAUUCUCUUGAUUCUACGGCCGGUUUCAAUCUCGAUAUUCUAUAAUGAGAUCAUUACGUCUGCUGUGUGGUCGGUAUGUCAGCCGGUAUGUCGAUUUAUUACAAUGGGACGCGGUCAUACAUCAAGGAUAAAAUAUAUACUUGGCGUGACAAUACCGACAAAUUUUACUUUGUCUGUCCGCGUAUUGAUCUGCCUCCCACCGUACUUGUCCUCACUAUGUUACAAAAGUUGAUUUUUUGUAUGCAUAUUAAAAGUCAAAGAAUUUUAUUCAUUACAUUUUUCUUUGGCAUAUAAAAAUUUAAUUCUGAAUUAAAAAGGAACAGUCUGAAACGUGUCUAAUUCAAUCAAACGUACGAGUUUUAUGAAAUAUGAUGUAUAAAUAAUAAUUAUGUAAUAGAAAAAUUUGCUGACUUCCGACCUCGCGACAAAGGAACGGGCACAAGUUGGUGACGCACGUGAAUAUCGUUUAUUGCAAGUUCGUUUGUAUUUGACGACUGAGUGACAGUUACCUAUCGGUGCGACAGCGUUCCACAACCGGUCGUAGUGCAUUCUUGGUCGCCGUUUUCGCGGUCACCGACUUAUUCUUCUAGGCAAUCACAUUUUAGUAAAAUUUAAUUUUGUAAUAAUAACCGCCGAGGGAGGCGAGGAAGUUAAUUCAACGGAGAUAUGGUAGCGUGGGAUAUCAAGAGAUACGUGGAAAUCGUUCUAUAUCUCUCGUUUUCUUAUUUAGCAACAAUUGCGCGCUUGGAGAAAAACGCGAGAACCCGCGAUUCCUACCUUUUCAAGUUCGCCUAUGGCUAUACCGAGAACGAUCGAUAAAUUUUCUCGAGUGCUCGCGUCGACGACACUUACGGUGACUUCGACGGGCAUUCCACAAGACGAUUCUCCUCUCCCUUGAUCUUUCACGUCGAAAUCCGCGCAAUUAGAUAGAGAUAUUGAUACGAUUAGAGUUUACUUGGUUGAACGUAUUCGACCGCAAAAAUUGGUUACCUUGCGCCAGCUUGUCGAUACAAUAAAAAAUGAGAAAAUUUCCUGCUAAAUCGCAUUGCUAACAUUAAUGCAAUAUCUUCAAAAAAAGAAAUCUUUAUUGUACAUAGAUAAUAAAAACUAAAGAAAUUCGAAAUGUUAUAUAAAAUCGUACAGCUUAGCCGAGUAUAUAAAAAUAAAAACUUAUAAUAGAUCAUUAUUAUGAUGAGGUGAUAGAGAUUAUCAAUAACGACGAUGGUAAUAUGGAUGGUAAUAUGGUGAUGCAAAUGGAACGAAGGAAGAUUAGUUGCAGAUUUCUUUUCUCUCUUGUAACAUUGAACUACAUUGACAUUAUUAAUAAUUCCGCAUACAAAUGAUUUGAAGCACGAAUUUCAAUUGAUUUGGUACCCGUUUUCGAUGCGAUAACUAUUCGUAUUUUCUCAAAUGCAAUCAUUUCUUGGAACUUUGCUCGGAACUAAUUGUAUGUUGAAACGAGUAUAUUUACUUUCUAUCUCACCAUGAUUAUUUGCAACUUAGAUAUAAUGCGAUAUUGCACACGUUCGGGAUUAAAAUUUAAUAAAUAUAUUUAUCGAUUGGCAAAUGUGCUCUAUAUAUAUGCUGAUACAUUCAUUUUUGUUUUCUUUUACUAUGCUUCUUUAAAUUUCUCGUUCAUGGUGUAUUAAUUUACAUCAUAUAAUCACUAUUAUUUUAUAUAUCAUAUAAGUAUAUAUAAUAUAUAUAUACUACAAGUUUCUUAUUUUUAUAUAUUUGAUUAAACUAUGCGAUCUUAAAGUUUCGAAUUUCUUUAGUUUUCAAUAUCUAUGUACAAUAAAGAUUUUCUUUUUAAAAAUAUUGCAUUAAUGUUAGCAAUACGCUAACAGGAAAUUUGUUUAUUCUUUUUUAUUCAUCAAAAUCUUAUGCUUUAUUUCAAAUUUUUAAAUGAUCAUGAAUAAUAUCGCAAACAAAUCAAUUGAAAUUCGUGCUGCAAAUUGUAUGCAGAAUUGUUAAUAAUGUUAUAAUGUAGUUCAAUGCUAUAAGAAAGAAAAGGAAUCUAUGACUAAUCUUCUAAAUAGCGAUACAUUCCAUAAAUAAAAAAAAAAAGGAUAGCGAUCUGUGGUUCGUCUAAUCAAAAGUACCAUUUUUAAAGGCAAAAAGCCCAAGAUAAAACUACUAAUAUUGUAUUAUAAGAGAAGCAGAGAUAUAUUGAAUCCCAUGCUUAAAUGUAUGUAUGUAUGUAUAUGUACACACACACACACACAUGCAUACAUAUAUAUACAUACAUAUAUAUCCGCAAAAAACACAUCCUCGAUUGUUCGCCGAAAGCGUGCACGAAGACUUCCUGCCUUUCUCUCCUUCUUUGCUUGUGCGAAACGUACAAAAUGAUAAACAAAGAUCAAUAUAAUGUUGACGAUUUUGGUCAAUCUUACUAUUUUUAAGAUAUUGAGAGUUAGUACAUCUCUAUUCCUCCUCAUCCUUUCGUUACCUUUUAUUUUUUUGUAUUAUUUUGCUACGACCUCAAUAUUUUCCAAGACUAUAGCAUUGAAUUAAUUUUGUUUCGGUCGAUUAUGAAUUUUCGUUGGAUAACACAAUAUAUAGUAUACAUACGAUUAAUAAGACAAUUUUUUUUUUUAGAGAAGUUUAUAUCCAAGUGAAAACAUAUUUUUGUAGGAACCCAAUGCUUUUAUUAUUAAAAACGAUUUGACAUGGAAUUUAUUCUAUAUACGAAAUGUCCGUACUUUUUAUAUGAUGUUUCUUUUAUAAAUAUUUAUAAAUAAUACAAAUAUAUAUGCGCUCCAAUCAUGAUUACCAUCGAGAAAUUAAUACGUCGCAUUAAUUUCCUUUGCCGCGAUUAUUAUUAUUAUUAUUAUUAUUAUUAUUACUAUUAUUAUUAUAUUAUUUGGUGCGGGGUUUAACUUUUAGCGAAAUAUAAUCGGAAGUCUUUAUGUACACUUUCAGCAAACAAUCAAGGAUGUACGUUUUGUAUGUAUCAAUAAGUUUUUUAUGUAUGGAUACAUAUGUAUAUACAUGUAUCAUAUGCAAAAAACACAUCGUUGAUUGUCCGCCGAAAGUGUACACGAAGACUUUCGAUUGGAUUUUAUUGUCGCGACUCGUCGCUAAAAAUUAAUGACAAGUCUCGCAUCAAGUGGAUCAAGAUAUUAUAAUAAUAAUUAUUUUAAAUUCUCAUUUGGGCAGGAUAUUCUAUUGUUUUGUAAAAUAUUGGGGCCACAUCAAUAUAAUUUAAGGAAAUAAUAGAGAACGAAGGAUUGGAAAGGCAAAAAUAAUACUCUAAUUCUAAUUAUCUUUAAAUGGGAAGAUCGACGAAAAUCACCACCAACAUAUUAAUGUUUGUUUAUCAUAUUGUACUUUUCGCACAAACGAGGAAGGGAGGAAAAGCAGAAAGGCAAAAUUGCGCAUUGUUAUAGGAAAAAGAGCAUCAGGGACCAACCAAGAGAGCAAAAAUACUUGAUGUCGAUUGUCACAGUGGAUCGUUGUCUCUCUCUUUUCGAGCAUAAAUUAAUAGCAGUGCCUAAAAAAUUGAUUCAUUUGUUAUCGAGUUGUUAGAAAAUUAACAUACGGUAUAAGGAUACGCUCAAAGUCUGUACGGGAAUUCAUAUGCACGAACAGGAUGCAUAGACAGGAAUCGCUGAGAAAUUGUUGAGAAAUUUUGAUAUUAAUGCGCCGUAUUAAUUUCGAGAGUAAUCAUGAUUAGGGAGCGCAUAUAUUCAUAUUAUUUAUAAAUAUCUACAAAAGGAACAUAUAAAAAAUAUGAACAUUUCAUAUAUCGAAUAAAUUUCAUGUUGAAUUGUUAUUAAUCAUAAAAGCGCGCUUUGAGUUCCUACGAAAAUAUCUCUUUAUUUGGACAUAUACAUUUUUAAAGACAAAUCGUCUUAUUAAUCAUACUAUGUAUUGUGUUGUCCAACGAAAAUUCAUAAUCGGUUGAAACAAAAUUAAUUUAAUCCGCGCGUGCGUUUACAUAAAUAUAUAUAAUAUAUUAUUGCAUAUUAUUAUUUCUUUUUUUUUCUCAUAACUUGAAAAUCUUUGAACGAAGACCGGCUGCCUCUCGCGUCUCGAUCUGUGUUACGAUCCUAUACUAGGUCGAGUAGCAGCCUAACGUUGCUGCUCGUGGGUGGGCCUCGCGGCAGGAGGAUCAAUAUCACCGUGAGGGAGAGGAAACGAGCCGACUGAGAAUGGGAGCAAGGGGAUAGGAACCGCCGCCGCGAUGAGGGAUAAGGAUUACAAGGGCGGCGGCGGCGGCGACGCCAGGGGGAGGAAGAAGGAGGAAAGGGAAAUAGCGAAGGGUAUGCGAGAAUCGCGUAUCCUGAAAAUGUCAAUUCGCCGUUCCGCGGCUCUUCAUGAAAUUACGAUCGUGAUAAAGGUUGGUCCGCGUGACGACCUCGUUCGAUUUACAGCGCUCGCACCCCGCUGUUAUUCUCAUCCCCACGGCUCCGAGACGCGCGAAAACGUAUCUUGAAACGUGUUUCGUUGUUGUUAUCGUCGUCCUGAAACGAAUUUCAUUAAUUUUCACGUUCACGAGGUCGUCACAUCUAUGCCUCACCUCAUUCUGCGUUUAAUCGCAUUACGCGCUUCGAAAAUAUCGUUCCGGAUUCCCGUUUAUAAUAUUUUAAUGAUUUCGGCAAAAUGCGUCGAAAAAUCAUUCCCAGCGGAUAUUUCCGGAAAUCAUUAGCAUCGUCAUUUAGGAUUGCCUGGUAUAGCCGUAUUUCUGAGCCGGUCGUAUUCGCGGCUCGUCGUUUCGCACGAGGUGCGCUUUCAUCGAUCCAAUGCGCAAGCAGAACAACGAUCCACUGGCCGACAUCGCACGUUUCCUCGUAACAAUUCUCCAACAAUGAUGAUGGCCGAGUCGCUCGUGAAAAUAUAUUGUGAAACGUGAUAUCAAUUAGCGCGUUGACCUUUCGCGAUAUAACGGUGCGCGAGGCAAUAUAUACGAGGGAUGCUCGUAAUGUCGUGAAAUCUUCAUUCUCGAUAACGAGUAUUUAUAUGAACGUGGUAUAAUAUAUUAAAAUUAUGCUGUAGUUGCAUUCUGAGAACAAACAAUUUAUAAUAACUUUGGACGUUGUAAUAUUCGUCUUUUUUCUGAACAUCGGGAGCAAUGUUUUCACACGUUUUUCCACAACCUUUCCUUCCCUCGCGGUCUUCUUUUCUCGCAAAAAAAAAAAAAAAAAAGAAAUGUUGAAGAAAGAAA